CUUCGAACUGACGCCAGCAAAAGAGCACCCGACCCAGGAUUUUAAUCUGUUUGAAAACCUUUGGUGUUUCUUCAAAUAUGAGAGAGAAGAUGGAAUUCACAGAAAUCAUUUUGGAAGACCACAGGAGAGAGGAGAGUAAGACAGAUUUUGUUAACCCAGCCUACCAGCCUGACAAUACAAUCGAAGAACAAGAGGAUCAAGAACCUGGAAAACAUGUGAAAGCUAAUCCACUGAAUAGAUCAGAGAGCUGUGCCUGGGAUGAGUUUCUGUGCGAUGAUGGCCGCUGUCUCUUCACCACCUUUAACUGCAACAACUUUUAUGAUUGUUUGGACAAGACUGAUGAGCUGAACUGUGCUGAUCACCAACAUGAUUGCGGUGGGAUUUUGACUGAUCUGGAAGGAUCUCUGGCCACUCCGAAACAUCCUGAGCUGUAUCCACACAGGCAAGUGUGUGUGUGGCACAUCUCAGUUCCUCAGGGUCAUGUAAUUCAGUUGCUAUUCCACAACUUUAGCCUGGAGCUUGCCGCUGACUGUCGAUAUGACUUUGUGGAGGUACAUGACCAGCUUAGCAGCAGUCCCAGCAGCCUUAUGGGCAGAUACUGUGGGCACUCACUCCCUCCGAUUCUGACAUCCCCCCGACACGAGAUGCUUGUUCUUUUUGUUGCUGAUGAGGAAGAAUCAGACGUGGGAUUUGUUGCCACCUACCAAUCAAUAAACAGGAGUGAGGCAACAUGCAGCCCUCAUGAAUUCAGAUGUGUAGAUGGGCAGUGUGAAGCGAUGCAGUGGGUGUGUGAUGGUUGGAAUGACUGCUCAGAUGGGAGUGAUGAGAUGAACUGCAGUGGUGUUGCUGAUCUCUCUUAUGAAACUGAUUGUCAGAAGAUAGAGGUGGAGAUGUGUCAAGGCCUCAGUUAUAAUGAGACUUUGUUCCCCAAUAUUUGGCUUGGAAUUGCGGAUCAGAGAAGUGCUAUUUCUACCCUGAAGGACUACAAGCUUCUGACUGAGUUGGUUUGCUAUGAGAAUCUCCGCCUAUUGACCUGCAGCAUCUUUGUGCCUAAAUGUAUAAGGGAUGGUGGAGUAGUGCCACCCUGCCAGUCCCUCUGCCAAUCUGCUGAGAAACAGUGUCAACAUUCACUCGAGUCUCUGGACAUAAUGUGGCCUUUCAACUGUAACCUUUUCCCAGACUCUGAUGACCCGAUUGAAUGUGUCAGACCAUAGAGAUAACCCACCAUUUCAAUC
Messenger RNA from Rhincodon typus (whale shark), 1235 nucleotides. Its product is annotated as membrane frizzled-related protein. The record is from RefSeq and is a predicted model, not a curated record. The transcript is spliced from 10 exons. Gene Ontology annotation, molecular function: protein binding. NCBI's taxonomy places the organism in Eukaryota, Metazoa, Chordata, Chondrichthyes, Orectolobiformes, Rhincodontidae. Bases 78 to 1214 code for a protein of 378 amino acids.